Messenger RNA from Spizellomyces punctatus DAOM BR117, 1143 nucleotides. RefSeq lists its product as uncharacterized. The transcript has 7 exons. Lineage: Eukaryota; Fungi; Chytridiomycota; Chytridiomycetes; Spizellomycetales; Spizellomycetaceae. Gene Ontology annotation, cellular component: cytoplasm. The coding region runs from base 11 to 715 and encodes 234 amino acids. The record is from RefSeq and is a predicted model, not a curated record. Gene Ontology annotation, molecular function: kinase activity; ATP binding.
CCUGGCACAGAUGACAUACCUACUUUCCCACGCACUGGAUACGCUAAUGGAGUCCACAUAUGAUUCUAUGGCCAACCGUUUGGUAGAGAAGUUGAAAAGUCUCCCGAGAGAUGCCCGUAUAAUUAUUGCAAUCGCUGGUAUUCCUGGCUCGGGUAAGUCAACACUUUCGCAGCAAGUUAUUCAACGCGUGAACUUGCGAAUGAAGGCCGAUGUUGGUCGGGUGUUGCCGAUGGAUGGUUUCCACCUGUACAAAUCUGAGCUAGACAAGAUGGAGAACCCCUCGAUGGCACACGCUCGCAGGGGAGCACACUUCACUUUCAACCCCAACAAACUCUUGUUGCUGGUCCGGACCUUACGAGAGCGCCCACAUGACAUUGUAAUGGCUCCGUCCUUUGACCAUGCGAUUGGAGAUCCAGUGGAGAACGACGUUGAUAUUGGUCCUCAGCAUCGUAUCAUUCUUUUGGAAGGGUUAUAUCUUCAUACGGCGACGCCGCCGUGGUCGGACAUCUAUGCAUUGUGUGACGAACGAUGGUUUAUCCAGAUUCCCCUCGAGUUUGCCCGUGACCGGAUUGGCAAGAGACACGUCGCCACUGGGCUAGCACCGACUCUCGAGAUGGCGUGGCUUCGAUGGGACGAAAACGAUCGGCUGAAUGGCGAGUACGUUUUGAGAACACGAUUGCCAGCCACAUUUGAAAUUAUGUCGAUAUGUACAUGAAUCUUCUCUUUGCUACGCUAUUCUCCAUCCUUUGCUGCUAUCCCAUUGAAGUAUGGAUCUAGUUGUGGGCUCAUUAACAGAUUUACCAAGCAAUCGACUUUUGGAGACAUGAACUUACGCUGCAAAGCUCUCUCCGCACUGAUGCGCUUUUCUGGUUGAUAUUCAAUCAAUUUUGAAAGGAGAUCUAGACCGUGAGCAUCUAGUUUACUUGAUAUAGAUUCUAGAGAUGCUCGGGGGUAGAUGGGGAAGUCCGGCUAAGAAGUUAUGUAGGUUUAGAUGCACGCACAAGAGUAUGAAGUCACAGUCCUUCUCGACACCUUGUAAUCCGGCAAUUCCUUCACUUUCGGCCAGCUCUAAGUAAAUGAUAAGUUAGCUAUAUCACCUCACCUCAACAUGUCACUAUCAUGACCAGUACUUUUUCAUCAGGG